This is a messenger RNA of Clarias gariepinus (North African catfish), 2145 nucleotides long. RefSeq names its product prolactin releasing hormone 2 (gene prlh2). Bases 291 to 695 code for a protein of 134 amino acids. Gene Ontology annotation, molecular function: hormone activity. The record is from RefSeq and is a predicted model, not a curated record. The transcript has 3 exons. NCBI's taxonomy places the organism in Eukaryota, Metazoa, Chordata, Actinopteri, Siluriformes, Clariidae.
UAUAGAACAUGAGUGGGUGGAUGGUAGAAGAAAAAAAAAACUGAUGGGGGAAAUUUACGUGUGUGUGCGUGUGUGUGAGUGUGUGUGUGUGUGAGUGAUGUACGCAGGAUCUGACUCCUCCUUGAGCAUGUUAUUAUACAGACCCACUGAUAUAUAAAAGCAACAGCUGUAGUUUUGUGGAUUGGUCUAAGGAGAAAAACACAGUCUAUAAAGCACCUGUCUCUGAAGGGCAAACAUCCUAACAUACAGAUUAUUUAAUAGAAGAGUGUUCCAUACAGUACUUCUCCGGAAUGCUACCCUUGGCUGGUCCUGCGUCUCGGUCUGUGCGGACUCAGCAAAAUCAGCCGCGCUUCUUUCGCCUGUGCUGGCUGUCGGUGGUGAUUGUGGCGUUUCUCAUCCUGUCAACAAGCGCCACAUGUGUGGAAUGCACCACGGUCGAGCAAGAUCUGCGCAUCGUUCACAAUGUUGACAACAGAAGCCCUGAGAUCGAUCCGUUCUGGUAUGUGGGUCGCGGUGUGAGACCCAUCGGCCGCUUCGGGAAGCGCGAGAGUGGUGCACCAUUACAGCAUGCACUUCUACUACUCCUGCACAGUGCACUCAGAAACACUGAGAGCGUGCGCAGCGGAGCUUCUUCUCCAAACACGGACUAUUAUCCAGAAGUGCAUAAAUCCAAAGAAGAAUCAUGUUAUUACUAGAAGGGUGACCAGCAGCUAAUUUCACCAAGAUAUAAGGUAGAUUAAUGAAGUAAAAGUACUAUGCUGUACAUUAUUAAAUUGUUAAACUAAGUAAAUGAAAUCUUACACGCAUAACAAAUGAUAUGUCAAAUGAAUGAAUGUACAAGAUUCAUAUUUGUUGAAAAAACAAGUCUGUCCAAAAAAAGUUUUCACGGAAUAAAAGGUGCAUUGACUAUAUGUAACCACUUUAAAUCUUUAAAUAUGUAAUAAAAGGUUAUCACUACUAUAAAGGGUCGUUAAGUACAGUAGUAAGGAUCUUAUGAUCAAUUUUGCCCUAUAAUCGAUUAUAAUUGAUUAUUUUUCUGUCUCCUUUUACCAGAUUUUAAUUUUUAUGUUCAAGUCUGUAAUUUGUUUCACCUUAUCUUCCACUUUUAUUUAUUGCUUGAAUUACUGUACAUAUGCAUCAAUGCAAUCUAUAUUCCUACUUGAAUGAUUAAACACAUGCAAGCUUGACCAUGUCAUUUGGUUGUUUAAAAAUGAAUCACUUAAACUUCUAUUUAAAGGAAAGUACCGUUCAGUGUGAAUGAUGAGUAUAAACGCUUUAUUUACAUGUUCUUCUUGUCAAUCCGAAUUUAUUUUGUUUUUCAAUCAGAACAAAUUUGGCAGUUGGAAAUCUGAACAUAGUUCGAUCUUUGUUUACCUUAUACAAAAAUACAAUGGCUUAAUGAAGUACAGUUUACAGGCUUGCCCUUCCCAUUUUCUCUUCCAAAACCAAGAUAACCAUGAUUAGAAACUGGACACAAUGUGUAGUACACAACAUGUAAUAUUGAUAAUUCUUGUCAUUUUAACACACCAUGAAUAUGACUAAAACAUAUGCUAUUUUACAGUAAAAAAAUAUCGUCUACUUCAUGACUGUGCUUUUUCUCGGGAAAUUUGUACUUUUAUCUGCAACCAUAAAGACACUUAAACAAUAAAACUGUGCGAUACUUAAAAUUGAAUAAGUGAUUUUGUUAAUAGUUUAUAUCUAUUUUCCUAACACUGCUUUAAGCCUGCUGUUUAAGCUAACUAUGUAGAUUUUGAGUUGUUACAGCAUGAGGUUCACUGAACGUCUUAUUUAUUAUAACAGCGAGUGCUGAUUUUUUUUUCCCACCUGUAUAAUGUCUCCAAAUUUAUAUGCUGACAAACCACCUCAGGCAAACACAUAAAUAUCUAAGACAGAUGUAUCUAUUUAACCUCCCCUGAUAUGUACAUUACUCAUUCUAAUGACUACAUACUUUUUCUAUUAUCUUCACUAUAUUUACUGAAUAAUAUACUUAAAAAAAAUACUAUAAUAAACUGGGACUGUAAGCGUUUCAAGAUAUCAUGACUGAAUUCUGGAGGUAACAAAUCUAUGCUGUGACCAGAGAGUUGGAUUACAAAUAUCACAGUAAAUGCUAAUCUAAUAAGAAACAAAACGUAAGGUUACCUCCAA